Neurospora tetraspora is the source of this 1625-nucleotide messenger RNA. RefSeq lists its product as uncharacterized. Gene Ontology annotation, molecular function: hydrolase activity, acting on ester bonds. Bases 351 to 1619 code for a protein of 422 amino acids. The transcript has a single exon. The record is from RefSeq and is a predicted model, not a curated record. Lineage: Eukaryota; Fungi; Ascomycota; Sordariomycetes; Sordariales; Sordariaceae.
AUCAUAUGAAGAAAUAGGGGAGAAACAGUCCACGAGUGUUGACUUCGGAGAUACAUACAGCCCCCUGUGCGGGGUGAACUAUCGUCAAGUUGAGGCUAUGUUAGGAGGGCAAGGAUAAUAUUUUGUGGACAGGGAAUAGCUUCCCCACAUACAUCUCCAACUGACAUCAUCCGUUGGAGGAGGCGUACCUGAAGGCUGACAGGACGGCAGGACGGUGAAUCAAUUUCAAGAUAUCGAACAUAAAUAUCAUCCGUGUUCAACUUCAUCCCAACUUCACGGCCAUCAACUCUCCCGGCAGUGUCAACAAUCGCAUCACGGUACUCGUCACAUCAUCUCCAGGCACAGCAGCCAUGUGUUCCCCUACCGGCGAAUCAACACCUCAUGAAGUUCCCAAAAGAGCCGACGAUGGAGCUCCCAAAGAGCCCUUCCCAUGGCACAUCGGUGUCUACGACGCCCACUGUCACCCCACCGACACCAUGACCUCCAUCUCCAGCAUAAAGGACAUGCAAGCUCGACUCCUCACCAUCAUGGCCACACGCGGUCAAGACCAGGACCUCGUCGCCUCCGUAGCUGAGCAGCACGGCGUCACAAACUUGAACGAGCUACGCGAAAGUGGUUCAUCCGAAACCCCAAAGAAGGUCGUCCCAGCCUUCGGUUGGCACCCCUGGUUCUCUCACCAGCUCUACCAUGACUCCAAGGAAGAAGUCACGGAUGAUGUACAGGCGCACAAAACCAAGCACUACUCGGCCGUUCUAUCGCCCACUCCCGAUGCCGAUUUCAUCGCAUCUCUCCCCGAUCCCAUUCCCCUCAGCAAAUUCCUCCAAGAAACCCGCCAACGUGUGCUUGCCCACCCCACAGCCCUGGUCGGCGAAAUCGGCCUCGACAAAGCCUUCCGUCUCCCCUGGGGCAAAGCGGCGGACGAGUCCUCGCGCAACGGGGGGGACCUAACACCGGGCGGUAGAGAGGGAAGGAUGCUAAGCCCUCACCACGUCAAGAUGGCGCACCAGGUUGACGUUCUCAAAGCCCAACUCAGACUGGCAGGCGAGCUGGGUCGUCCUGUCUCUCUACACGGCGUGCAAGCUCACGGCGUGUUGUUCGACGCCCUGGCUUCGCUGUGGAAGGGACACGAGAAGGAGGUGGUCUCGCGAAAGAAGCAGAAGAUGAUUGCCAAGGGCGUGUCGGAGGAUUUUUCGUCUAGUAGUGAUGAGGAGUCCGACGACGACUCGGAAUUUGGGCUUGGGGAGGAGCCCAAGCAAGAGAAGGUCAAGAAGCCGUACAAACCGAAGCCGUUCCCGCCUAGGGCGUGUCUACAUUCUUUCAGCGGCCCGCCGCAGAUGUUGAAGCAGUAUUUGGAUCCCAAGAUCCCGGUCAAGUGCUACUUUUCGUUUUCGAUGGGGGUUAAUCUGGGGACGGCAGGUGGGGAGGCCAAGUUUGCGGAUGUCAUUAGGGCGUGUCCGGAUGGGCAGGUGCUGGUGGAAAGCGAUUUGCAUGUGGCGGGCGAGGAUAUGGAUGGGUAUUUGGAGGAUAUUGCGAGGAGGAUAUGUGAGGUCAAGGGGUGGGGGUUGGAUGAGGGGAUGAAGAGGAUAAGGAGGAAUUAUGAGGACUUUUUGUUCGGUUGAGUGUGG